ACGCUGUGCUCACGCGAGGCAACAUUGGGUCCCGGCAUUCCCGCCCCCAUCGUACAGAGUAGACGUGUUUGGUAUAUCCAUGGUAUAUGUGCAAGCACAGGGCGCGCGCAAUAAGUGUUCGUGCAUAGGUUGCGCGCUCUCGGUUACAGGUAUUAUCGUGUUUUGCUACGGUGUUCUGACAUACAUAGAGUGUCCGCCGCAUACGUGACCCGGCAAACGCAAGCUUCGUUCCUUGAAACGAUAGAUGAGGUGUAGAUCAUUGAGCGCCUGCACGACGAAUGCCUUGUGGCAUUUACAACAGAAGAAAAAAGCCUGGCGACCACCUCGAUAAGGGCUGGAACUUCUCUGCCAAGCUUUACGUCGUUUUGGAUUUGAUCGGAGCACUACACGAAACGAAAAGGCAACUCGCCACAGCAAAGUUCGCUGGAAGAAUGCAUCACUCGGGCCCGCUCAAAGAGAGAAAUGCGAAUGACAUCCCGCAUCACUUUUGCCGCGCACUCUGUCAUGCUGGGAUUCCACUGCACCAGGCUGAUGGACCUCUUGACAGCCUCUUUCGAAGCAAGUGUCCGGCGGCACGCACGAUGCCAGGUAGUGACCAACUAUAUCGGAAAUACCUACAUGAGGUCAGUGACAAAGACGUUGCGAGGAUAAGCUCUUUGAUCUCGUCACCAUCGGCGAGUCACCGGAACUUCGUGGACGUCCGGCCGUGGCGGUGCUUGCAACAUUCUACGAUGACGAGCUUCCUGGACGUAGAACCCUCAUGAUCGACUUGCAAAUAGUGAAGCAGGGUAACGCAGUAUCAAUUGGCAUGUUGAUACAAACCGCCCUUCAGAAGGUUGGAAAGACCUUAGGCGACGUAGCUGUAUUGUGCUCUGACUCUGCUUCCUACAUGCAGAAGCUUCACAAGGACUUGCAACUCUCCAACCCCGAAUUCAAGGCGCUUCACUUCAAACUUCAAAGAUCCGUGCCACCUACUGAACAACGCUCUGGAAGAUGAAAUCAGGAUGAGAUCGUUCAACGUAGUUCACGAUUUUGUUGUGCACUUUCCUGCCAUGUUGAAAUCGUCGCGGGAGCUGCGCCGUAAGUUUGGUCUUGUGUGCUUGGCCAUGGGUAUGACCAUCAAGUCGCUGAAAACCGUAUGUCCGUCGAGGUGGUUCUCUUUUUAUGAAGCUCUAGAAGAUAUUUUGGACUACUGGCGCGCCAUUUUGUCUUUCUUGAGAAGCGACGAAGCCAAGGGGACGAAGUGUGAGAAGCUCAGGAGUCUUGUUUCAUCGCCUGAAGCUGUGCACGACUUGCUCGUUAAGAUUAGGUUUCUGAAGCCCAAUGCGUGUGCCGUGAUCUCAAUCAUUAAGGAACUUGAGGCAGAGAGUACCCUGGUACACCAAGUUUAUCCCAUACUGGGGGUUCGUUUGCACGCACUCAUCAGUCAAUGGCGGGAUCCAACCGAGGUCUUCGCGUCAGAUGUCAGAAGUAUGUUGGACCUCCUUGACGAGAAUCAACGCUUAACGACUGUCGCAUACUUUAACGGAUACUACGCUGCUGUCGCCGAAAAAUGGAGACAGACAUCUGAGAGGAACCUGUGCGAUCAACUCCAGUACACAAAAGAAUCGUUUUGGUACUGUGUUCAAAUUGUGAACCCAAAUGUGAAGCAUGAGCUUCCCUGUGCGUUCGAAACCUAUGCGCCUAUUUUUCAAUUAGUGCUUCUUGAAACUGACGACUUGAGCCAGCUCCUGAGUGAUUUUGCGAACUAUCAGUGCUAUGAAAUACGUAACAUUGUUGAACCCCUGUCGUUUUGGAGAAUUCACAAUGUCGAGUGGCCAGUGCUUUCUCGCUGCGCGCUGCGUCUUCUGGCGCUUCCUGUUUCUAGCGCUAACGUUGAAAGACCGUUUUCAAAGCUGAGAGUCGUCAAUAGAAAGGAGCGCGCUUCGAUCACUGACAGCAAUCUCGCAAAGUAUGCUUGCGUGUUUUACAAUAAGCUUUAAGCUAAGGUUGUUAUACGCAAAAUUAAAGGUGUUCUGUGUUCAA
This is a messenger RNA of Dermacentor silvarum, 2025 nucleotides long. RefSeq lists its product as uncharacterized. The record is from RefSeq and is a predicted model, not a curated record. Bases 1005 to 1982 code for a protein of 325 amino acids. NCBI's taxonomy places the organism in Eukaryota, Metazoa, Arthropoda, Arachnida, Ixodida, Ixodidae. The transcript is spliced from 2 exons. Gene Ontology annotation, molecular function: protein dimerization activity.